CAGCAGAUUGUCCCAGUACACGGAGCGGUACACAGUCGUCUGAGCCCCUGGGCUGUAAAAUGGACGACGCAGACCUGUACGCCAAAUCGAGCAGCCUUCAGCAGCAGUUCGUGAACAAGGUGCUGCAGGAGCUGUGGUCGGCGCUGGACUGGCAGUGCGAGCAAGGCACUGUGCUGGACGUUGGCUGCGGCGCUGGUGACGUCACGACAUACGAGCUGCUGCCGCGACUGCCACCAGGAGUCAGCGUCCUCGCUAUAGACAUCAGCCCCGCCAUGGUAGCCAAGGCGGCAGACAGGUUCUCUGGGCCACGUCUGUGCUUCCGUCAGCUGGACAUUGGCACCCCGCGUAUUGAAGAAACCGAUGUCUGGAGGCUAGGACCGUUCCCAAAGGUGUUCUCCUUCUUCUGUCUGCACUGGGUCCAGGAUCAGAGACUUGCCCUUCAGAACAUCGGUAAGCUUCUGUCUCCCGGAGGUGAAACACUUCUGAUCAUCGUGACCGGCGGUCCCAUCUAUAUGAUGUUCGAAACACUGGCCAAGUCCUCUCGCUGGAGUGCCUACAUGAUGGAUUACCGUCAGUUCGAGCCACCUUACGUACGCACGGAAAAUCCAGUGGCCGUUCUGACGAAAUACCUGCAUGAAGCCGGUUUCUCCGUAAAAACAUGCCGCAAUGAGGACAGCAGCUAUUCUUCCACGGAUGAGCAAAAAGUUAAAAAUACGAUAACUGCGAUAAACCCGUUCGUCGGCAGGAUUCCGCAGCAGCAGCGGGAGGCCUUCAUACAGGACUGCGUGGCAGAGGCCUACAGUAACGGCACGAUACGAGCUGACACUCUGCCGGGCGGCACCGUCUACUCCUUCCCGUACAGCGCCAUGUUCGCCCACGCAGUCAAGUCCUGAGCUUGGUGGCUUCUGCAGUCGUGAUCUCCGAUGAUUCGCAAAGCUCGCAUUUUACUCUAUUUUCCUCGUAUCGUCUAUGUGCGCAACGUUCUCGUUAAAUCCAUGCCACUUCGCGACCACUGUUCUUCAUAUGUGUUUGUAGAAUACCAUCUCAACUCAUUGUUGACAAGAAUACUUCAACACUUGCCUAGCGUUAUUCAAAAGCCAGUCUCUCAC
Schistocerca nitens (vagrant locust) is the source of this 1109-nucleotide messenger RNA. RefSeq names its product juvenile hormone acid O-methyltransferase-like. The coding region runs from base 60 to 893 and encodes 277 amino acids. The transcript has 5 exons. Lineage: Eukaryota; Metazoa; Arthropoda; Insecta; Orthoptera; Acrididae. The record is from RefSeq and is a predicted model, not a curated record.